AUGGAUGACAACGAAGUUGGAAUGAAGAAGAGGAAAACCUAUCGCAUAGCAAAGAAGGAUGAUAAGAACGUAGCGUUUGAGACCAAAGGGAGUGAAGAUGCGAAGGACGGUAAGGUUACAGAAGAUGACACGCAGAUCGACAGUAAUGUCCUCGAAGGACUUAUUCCAGACAUUGAGGACUACAUGGGUGCCACCCUGUCGGCCGAAGAAACAACUGCCGUAGUUGAACUGCCGCCCGUCAUUAAAUUCAGGAAAAACUGGACACUAUCAGUCACUGAUCUGUCAUCGCAGUUGUGGUGCGAAAAGCAAACUGAGCUCAUGCUCAUCACUGGACGGAAGCGUGUCACGAAGGAGAUGGAGCAAGGGACAGAGCGGCAUGAGCAGCUCGAGCUGGAAGACCACGAGGUGGUUGAGGUUGCAGUGGAGACCAAUGAGGACUUCCUGGGCAUUAAAUUGCUCAACUCAGUCAACCUUAUAGACCAGCUCAUGUCUACGGGGAAGUGUCGCGAGCUGUGGCUUUUCGCAAACAUUAACGGCUACGUUCUCCGCGGGGUCAUCGACCAGCUGGAGAUCAUCAGGUCGGGACCAACAAGGCAGAAGAAAGUGUGCAUAUCGGAUACCAAGACGCGCAACAAAAAGAGCAAGCCCAGCGCCUCUCAGAUGCAAGGUGCCGCGUUACAGGUUCAAACCUAUUGCAUAAUGCUAGAAAGGAUGCGCGGCGGAAAAGAGGGAUUUGAUGCGCUUUAUAAAGCCUUUGAGUGCGACAAGGAGGCUCCCUUUGUAUCACCAGAACUCGUAGAUGAGGGGUGCCUGGCUAAGCUCGAAAAGCGGUUCCGAAACGCCUUCAUGCGCCUCCCGGAAAUCGCAACGACCAUGCAAUUGUCGUACGAGCACCAGGGGGAGGUGUUCAACACAUCAAAUAUUGAUCUCCAAAAAUCAUCCACUAUGUAUACUAUCCAGUACCUGUGCGAUUUCUGGGAUGGAAACCGACAUGCGGAGCCUGUUAGAAAACAAGAGUCGUGGAAGUGCAAAAUGUGCGAAUACAGGGAGGAAUGCGACGUAUCCCCAUUGCCUAAAGGGUCACGCCCAAAGGAUGCGCUUCCUCCGGGCCAGAUGCUGUUAGACAGCUUCUUAGAGAUACGGCCACGAAAGGAGUCCCCCAAAAGCUGA
Babesia ovata is the source of this 1170-nucleotide messenger RNA. RefSeq names its product Probable exonuclease V. The record is from RefSeq and is a predicted model, not a curated record. Bases 1 to 1170 code for a protein of 389 amino acids. NCBI's taxonomy places the organism in Eukaryota, Apicomplexa, Aconoidasida, Piroplasmida, Babesiidae. Gene Ontology annotation, molecular function: single-stranded DNA 5'-3' DNA exonuclease activity. Gene Ontology annotation, cellular component: nucleus. The transcript is spliced from 2 exons. Gene Ontology annotation, biological process: interstrand cross-link repair.